Acanthamoeba castellanii str. Neff is the source of this 588-nucleotide messenger RNA. RefSeq lists its product as uncharacterized. The record is from RefSeq and is a predicted model, not a curated record. The coding region runs from base 1 to 588 and encodes 195 amino acids. The transcript has 3 exons. NCBI's taxonomy places the organism in Eukaryota, Discosea, Longamoebia, Acanthamoebidae.
AUGGAGCAAGCUCUUACGCAGGCACAUGACGCACGCGGUGGCUACCACUUGCAUGAUUCCUCAGAAGAAAGGUUCCUUCUAACUCUUCUUCUUCUCUUCGUGAGCUGGCAUCUUAAUUACGGGCGAGACAGGGCGUAUUGUGAGUAUUACGGCUCAGGUGGCUCGAGGAUUCCCUGGCAUGGUCCACACCGGUGCAGCUCGAGCUGGCGUCGAGAACAUGACGAUGACGCUGUCGGUCGAAUGGAGUCCCUACAACAUAAAUGUGAAUGCUGUUGCUCCCGGCGUGAUCGGAGACUCAGGAACGCAUCGCUAUGCCAAGGAGGUCGUGGAAGGAGCCAUCGAAAAGAUCCCCCUCAAGAGACAUGGAAAAGCGGUGGAGGUGGCCUAUCUGGCCACCUUCCUUGCCUCCCCCAUGGCUUCCUACAUCACCGGCCAAGUGUACGCUCCCCCAACGUGUAUUGCCCACUGUCGCUAUCGCCACCUUCCCCUUCUUACAACCCACACCGAUGCAAUGACAGAUACCGUAUUGAUGGUGGCCAGUCUCUGUGGGGCGAUCUCCUCAAUCCACAUGCUAUGGCCCGUCUGUGA